AUGAGAUUACCACUGGCCCUCUUGGGCAUCAAUGCCUACAAUAUCGGAAUUGCCUCUGCUGCUCCGCUAGAGAACCGGUCCAAGUCGAGGGCUUCAUCGCCAGCAGUAGACAUGUUCAAUACUGCAAUUGAAUGGAACGACAAGUAUUGGGACAACGAAGCCGGUUAUCUGAUCACAGCAAGUGAAGGAUCUGGACGCUACGAUAGUCGACACUCUGCUUGGUAUGCGCCUCAAUUGCUAGCCAGAAAUGGACCAGGCGAUGUGGCCAAGGCCAUUCGGAUCUUCGACAAUGUGAUUUCGGGCCAAUACCUGGACCCAUCCAAGCAGUGGUAUGGAGACUACCAGGGUGCGCCAGCUCAGCCAGAGCCCGGGACACUGGUGUAUCCGGACGAUGGACCAUAUACUUCAUGGGAUCCAAACAUUCGUGAUUUCGUGGGCUGUGCUUGGAUUGUAGCAUUGAACGACUAUGACCAUCUGCUGCCCGCAGCGACAGUCUCCAAAGUGGAAAAGUCCCUGCAUCUCGCGGCAAAGGGGGACUUAUACCGCGUCGGAGGGGUUGACGGCGACAACUCGUAUCCUUGCUACUCCAAUCCCUGGUUGAUGCGAACCAUCCUUCAGAACUGGGUCGGCGCUCGAGUUGGGGAUGCGAACUUGACAAAGUCCGGCGAGAACUUUGCCCAAGAGAUAUAUGAUCUCUGGAGCAUGCAUCAUACUCUUUCUGAGUUUAACUCUCCAACGUAUGCCGGCGUCGCCAUGUGGGCGCUCGCGCUGUGGAACAAAUACGGCACCAACGACAGCCUGCUGAAGAAGUAUGGCCCCGACAUGCUCAAAUAUAGCUGGAAAGAGCUUGGCGAGCUUUACAAUGCCAACCUCAAGAACCUGGCUGGUCCGUGGGAUCGUAGCUAUGGGUACAAUAUGAAUGAGUAUGCCUCUCUCAUCGGCGCAGUCAUUUGGGGGACAAUUGGGCGCGACCAAGCUCCUGUCCCUAAAAACAUACUGUCGAUGUAUCAUCAAGACGAUUUUGCUUUCUAUCCUCUUUUUGCCCUUGCGAUGCCGGAGAUGGUGAAGUAUUUGCCAGCAAAGGUCAAGACAAACCUGCUCGAAUUCCCCGGCGAGCACAUGUAUACUUCACAAGCUUACUCGCCACCCUUCGACCAAUAUCCACGAAACAUCACCACAUGGAUGUCCCAGAACGUGACCAUUGGCGCAGAGACCGUGGCCGAGCAGGUUGUUGGAGGACCAGCGAUCAAUCCCAGCCAAUUCACGCCUGCGGUCAUCCAGUGGGCAAUUGACGAUUACCAGAUCGGUUGUAUCUCUCACUGGGUAACAGAGUCUUCAAUCCAUGCCGUGGCAGCCCCUGGCAGUCUCAAAGUCUCCUACCCAAAUGCAACAUCUGCCAAUGGACCUGUUUCUUUCAACUUCCUCUUCAGCGGCCUCAAUGUUCCCAAUGGGUUCAACGUCACUGGACUAGAAGGUGUUCCGGGGCUGAAUAUCAAGUUGACGACAAAUGCCAUGCCAAACUAUACCAUGACCUAUAACACCGAUCAUUCUGUCAACGAGUUUAGCUUUUACAACAUCACAUAUACGAUGCCCGAAAGCUUUACUGCUGUCCCAUUUGUGUCUCUUCAAAUCUCCGAGUGA
Molecule: messenger RNA, 1641 nt
Organism: Penicillium nucicola
Lineage: Eukaryota; Fungi; Ascomycota; Eurotiomycetes; Eurotiales; Aspergillaceae
Exons: 2
Coding region: 1-1641 (546 amino acids)
Source: RefSeq, a predicted model, not a curated record